UUGCAGCAAGCAGCUGAAGUUUCUCAGCUGAGAGGAGCUCGAGUCAUCUCUGCUGAAGAUCUCCUGUUCUUAAUGCGCAAAGAUAAGAAGAAGCUUAGAAGGCUACUUAAAUACAUGUUUUUUCGAGACUACAAAUCUAAAAUUGUCAAAGGAAUAGAAGAAGAUGACCUCCUUGAAGACAAAUUCAACAGUAAUAACACCAACAAACGGCAGAAGCUUGCUCAAGACUUUCUCAACUCCAUUGACCAGACUGGAGAGCUAUUAGCCAUGUUUGAAGAUGAUGAGAUUGAUGAUGUUAAGCAAGAGCGGAUGGAGAGAGCGGAAAGACAAACACGAGUGAUGGACUCAGUCCAGUAUGCAGAAUUUUGUGAAAGUCGGCAGUUGAGUUUUUCAAAGAAAGCAUCCAAGUUUCGUGACUGGUUGGACUGUAGCAGUAUGGAAAUAAAGCCAAAUGCAGUUGCAAUGGAGAUUUUGGCAUAUUUAGCGUACGAGACUGUGGCACAGUUGGUGGACUUGGCACUUUUGGUUAAGCAGGACAUGGCUCCCAAAGCUGGUGACCCGUUCAGUCAUGCCAUAUCUGCCACCUUCAUCCAGUAUCACAACUCUACCGAGCCACACCUCUUAGGGCAAUCUACAAGUGUGAAAACCAGUCUUGACUCUCCUGAAAACACACCACCUCCUACACCCACACCCCCAGCAUCAGCAGGACAGCAACAUCUUGGGAAAACGCCAUCAGGAGCCCUAGGGAAUGGUGGAAUUGGACAGGACUCUACCAAAUCCAAACAAAGAAAAAGAAAAAAGAGCACUGCAGCCUGUGGUAUAGAGGCUCAAAGCGAUGCCAUCCAGCCCAGCCACAUCAGAGAGGCCAUUCGACGCUAUGGCCACAAGAUUGGCCCCCUUUCCCCAUUCACAAGUGCCUACCGCAGAAACGGGAUGACUUUUCUCGCCUGCUAAUAUGGAUGUGGCUGCAGCAACAGGAAAGACAGUGUUAUAUUAAGGUGAUUUUCUUUUCCCCUCCAUGGAAGGAAAAAAAAAUACAAGCUCCAGUGUCUCCGUGUACCAGUGAGUGGGCUGGUUUGUUGUGACUAUCUGCUGGCUGACUGUCUCUUUUUCCAGCCCCCUCAAUCGUUAUUCUUGUUUACUAGCUGGAACAUUUAGCUAAUUAAUGGCAGGAUGUUUGGGAUAGCGUGUAGGUGGACAAGAAUACAGAUCAGACAAUGCUGAAGUUUGCAGGGGACUUGCUGCUGUCAGCCUCUUCCUGAAAUGCGAUGUCGUUAUUAUUUAAGUGUUUGGAAGUCUGUAUGUUCUCCUAGAGAUGUUUUUGUGGUUUUUUUGUAAAGGAGGACGGGGCAGAAAGAGGCCAGAGAUAGACUG
This is a messenger RNA of Leptosomus discolor (cuckoo roller), 1374 nucleotides long. The record is from RefSeq and is a predicted model, not a curated record. Lineage: Eukaryota; Metazoa; Chordata; Aves; Leptosomiformes; Leptosomidae.